GUAGCCCCCAUGUUGAGGAUGUGAAGGAAGCGCGGCUGUCAGCUGAUGAUCACAGUUGUCAACACGGUAGCAGAUCUAAAUAUUACCAGUUUCUUGUUGUCCCCUAAGCCCUGAAGCCUCCUUUACCUACUCCCUCCCGUCUUUUUUUAAGUGUCUUGCCCGCCUACUGGCAAGCUACAAGGAAACGAAGUACCGGCGGAUUCAUGUCAAUGGCGUCGUUUGACAAGCUGCCUCUUGAGAAUGCCUUGGAAGACUCGCCACAGGUUCGAUCCCUGGUGGGAGUGGCCAGUGCAGAUGCGCGAGCUCUUCGAGACUAUGUCACAACCCUUCACCAGCUCUCAUCUAAGCUGGUGGCUGCCCACAAUCAACUCACUUCAGCAUACCAAGAUUUGGCCAAGCAUCUGAAAGCAUACAAGUCAAUUGUAAGUAACUUUUCAGUAGAAAAUGACAGUGACGGAGUGGAGGUAUCGACACUUGAACAGUUUGCAACACACAUAUCAGAGAUGAGUUCAUGGGAGCAUAUAGUAGCAACACAGAUUGCUGAUGGAGCCGUGUAUCCACUAUCAAGGUUCAUAGAUACAGAAUUACACGAAAUGGACACCAUGGGAACGCUUUAUCAGAAUGCAGGCAUAGACUUGGAGAGGGCAGUCACGCGGUAUAGUAGGUGCCGUCGACGAGAUCCUGAACUGGAGUAUCGUGAAUCAAAUGAAGACGUGUAUGUCUCCAAAAAAAAGUUUCAUCAGAUGGCCCUUCAUUACUACUCAAAACUCAAUUUACUCCAGUUCUCCCGUAAGACAGCCUUGCUUGAGCCAAUGCUGGGACUAUUGGUAGCUACGCGAGGACAUUACAAUAUGGGGAGGGACACACUGGCAAGUCCUGAGGUGGAGGAUUUCCUCUCAAAUAUUUCUGUCUGUGUCAAGAGUGUGCAAGAGGACCAAGCAAAGGAGAGAGAAGACACCCUAGAGCUGAUUGAUUCCAUCAUCACCCAGUCUCAGCUAAUGUAUUAUGCUCAGCCGCCCCCGGAUAUUGCUGCCUUGCCCCCUGACACCACACUUGCAACCAAGAGUGGCUACCUUAAUGUCCAAAAGAAAUAUAUGGGUGUGAUGAGCUCUUGGGAAAGGCAGUUUGUAUUCUUAGAAGGUGGCAAUCUGAUGAGCAUGGUAAAAGGGGAGGCAGCAGGAGCACUUCUUCUCGAGGUUGAUUCCUCCACACUUGUACAUGCUACAGACACUGAUGACAGACGUCACGUUUUUCAGGUGGCCACUAGCAAAAAGUCUGUGACACUUCAGGCUCUAAAUGACCGUGAGAGGGAUGAAUGGAUGUUGACUAUUCACAACCUGGCAAAAGAUGGUGGCUACAUCAAAGAUGAGAGAGCUUCCCCUGCUUCACUCUUCUCUGGCGUGGGACAGUUUUUUGCAGAUAAGUUUCAUGCUGCAUCUGCUGCAAUGGGUUCAGCUCCUUCAACUCCAACUAUCACUACAUCAUCUACAUCUCCAUCAUCCAACUCUUCAGCUACAGCAAGCAGUCCACAUGAAGCACCUAUUCCACCCGACAAUCCCAUAGUGUUUGAUCUUCUCACUUCACCAGAAGAAACAUCUGCUCUCAGUCUUCAUAGUGGGGAAACAACAAAGGAAGGUGCAGGGGAAGAGUGUGUGCUUGACAGCAGCGAAGGAAGCAAUUUCUUCCUUGUGCGUUUCCUUGGCUCCAUGGGUGUCAAUGUGGACAAAGUAAUUUCUUUCAUACAGGGCCAAGGUGUUGUGUGUGAGGUGAUGAGGAGGAUCCUGGCUGCUCGAGCCAUUCAUAACGUGUUCUCCACGACUGAGCUGCACCUCUCGACUUCCAGCUCGCAUCUGAUUCUCUCUGAUGCCGCCACUAAAGUUAUUCGUCUGCAGCACAGACUGUGUGAUGUGGCUUAUUGGGCUACGCAUAAUGAAAAUCACAAGCUGGUAGGAUACAUAGUGCGCCAAAGUGAUAAUGGUGGUGGAGCAGAUAGCACGGGAUACUCCUGCUUUGUAUUUGAGGCAGAUGGCAACGGAACUGACAUUUGUACUGCUUUGGGUUUGGCAGCAAAAGCAGCCUAUGACCAUCUUAUAGAGAAGAAGACACUAGAGAAAAAAAGGCAGCAGGAAACUAAACUUCUGUUGGCCAAUAUAGCCAAGCUUCCAGACAUCGAUGCUCCCCCUCAAGUGAGCUCUGAUGGUCAGUUUCUCAUUCUUGAUGGCGACUUGGUUGACUCGCCCCCCAAGACUUCGCCAGCUAUCGCCCGUAUCAAGGAAGUCGCACCAGUCCCAGACCCUGUCAAAGCUUGUGAUGGAGAUGACCCAGAAAGUGAAGCUUAGCAUCCUUUUUGCUCAUAAGGGUUUUGCAGAUUGAUUAAGUGUGUGACAGGUGGAGUCUGGUUGUAGAGACUCUUGACCUGCAUAUUUUACUUCUCACUCUAUAUACAAAGGUAAAUAAUCUGGUCUUUUACUGUAAUGAGACAUUUAUAAAACAUUUUGUUUAAAAAAAUGUCAGUCAUUGCAUUGUCUUGGGAGUUUUGCCCUAUUGACAAAUAUGUGCUGAAAGAUAAUAGGCUUAUUAAUUUUAAUGUAUCUCCAUACUCUUUAUUUUUUAAGAAAAUGUAUCUAGACUUUUAACUAGGUGGCAGCAACACUACGUAUUGAGUUCUGGAGUCUAGAUGUGUUACUAUACUAGAUGGCAGCCACACUACAUAUUCAGUGCAGGCAUUUGAUAAAAAAAAAAAGUACAGUAGUACAGUAUAAAACCUUUGUAUUUGACAUGCAAAGCCAAUCCCACUGCAUUUUAAACAUUAAUAUUGUGGGCAUCUAUGAAUAAUAGUAUUCAGUGAGUCGUAUUGACAUUUUGAGUGAAACAUUGGCAUUAAAAUUUUGAUGGCUACUUAAUAUUAGUCAAUUUAAUACGUUAUAAUAAAAGGGGUUUAUCCUAUAGCCAGAAUUACACUUAGUUUUCCUUUAAACAAGUGUCCAUUUUCUUAAUAUGAACACACAAAUGGGUUUGUGUUGAUUAUGCAUGUAAUAUUUUUAAUGAAAAUUUGCAUAUUUGAAUUGAAUUGUAUGUAUAAUGCAUUAUAAUUUAUUUUAUUAUUAUUAUUAGCCUUGAUAAUUUUCCUGAUGUUAGUGGUUGGCAUAUUCUGGUGCUGGUAUGGACACAAGUGUGAUUUUUGUAUCAACCGAAUGUCUCCAUUUUAUUUGCAGGAUUUUUCAUGGUAUACUGGUAUUAAAUAAUUCUUUAGUUGCUAUGAAAAUCUUAUUAAUAUAAGUUUUUGCAUUGCAGUAUGGAUAUUUUCCCAUUGCAGUAUACUGAACCAGAAGAUUAAACCUUGUCUACACUAUAUUAAAAUCAAAUGAGCUGUAGUACAAAUGAUUUAAAAUUGAUUGAAGCUUAAAAAGAUUGUUGAAAGGGACAUUUUUUUUUAUUAUUCACUAAGGUGCAUUAUUUAUUGGUCUUAUUGACAAAAAUUAAGAAAUGUCUAUUAACUAAAUACACUUAAAGGAACUGGAUUUUUUUUAAUUAUUUGUUAGCUUUGUUUGAAAGCAAAUAAAGCUUUGAAAGAAGUCUUACAAUAAGGUUUUAUGUAGGGAAGCUUCAAGGUGUGGUACAGUACUGUAAUGUGCAAUUUUCUAGUGGGAAGUAUGAUAGCAAUUUAAAUGUAAAGGGAAUGACGGGUUGGAGGGGGUAUAAAACCGUAAAUAUGUUGCUUCAAUUUGCUAUAUUAGCAGCUUUUGAUCUAUGAUGUAAACAUUAUGAAUCUGUUGAAUUGAAGCUAGAAUUGAAGAUAGUAAAGGCAAAAAAUGUUAAUUUGGCCUAAAGUUGAUAAAUAUAUAAAUGUCCAUAACAAGGCUGUGAAUGAAUUAUCUUUUGAGAGUAUGUAUUAUUGUGGGGAGCGUGUGUUAACUUUGCUGUUCCUCAGACCUUUCUUUUAGUAAACUCUGAUAUUAGAAUUAAUCACAUGGUUCAGGAAUUUUGAUGCCAAAGUUAUAUUCUGAGGGACAAUAUGACAUGCUGUAGUUUCUUCCAUUGUCUGAAACAUUUGCAGAUGACCUAUUUACAUUAACUUGUUCUGAAGUAUUUCUCCUGAUCUCUAUGGCUGGAGCAUUUGACUUACUGAAAAAGCUAAAUUCUGAUUUACUGUACUGCAGCAUUCGACAUUAUGGUAGUUAACUGCUAUAUCAUAGAAAAACACGUCUGUGUACUGUGAUAUUCGACAAUAAUCCCAAACCUCUUUAAAAUGUCUUUGCACUCUACUAGGGGUUCUUGUCUGGUGGUGACAAUGUUAAAUACUUUUUGUUUACAAUAUCCAAAUUUUUUUUUAAGAAUGCUAUAGCUGCUCUGUUUAUUGAUGAAUCAAAGUCUGUUAAUGGCAUUGGCUUUGUUGUUUACCUGAUCAAAUUACUUAUGUGCUACCUUUCCUCAUGGACAAAGAUUUUUACAGCUGAGCUUUCCUUGAUUUGAUUUGCUUUAACACGGCUGCUUCUCAUGUGCCAAUGCUAGUUUAUUAUUAUGGUUGACUCACACAGUGCUCUAAUUGCCCUGGAGUCUUUUAACCUUUAUAUCGAGUGGGGGAAAGAAAUCCAACAUUGGUAAUUCCCUCUCUUUAGUAGAUACAAGGCAAUUGAGUUUUGCCUCUAGAUGAUCUCACAUAUUCACUGCUGAAGAAGCCAUUCAUGCCUGCCCCAUCUCACAGAAAUGAAUUCCUGACUCUGAUUUCUACCCUGUCAUUCAUAAAGCAGUUCUCAACAAUUGGAGAUAGAUGGUUGACUAUUUCAAAUAAUAAAUUAUGUGCUAUUAAAUGUGACCUAUCCUCUUGGCAUUUUUACCUUCUCUGGAUUAAAAAGUGGGAAACAUCUCUGGCUCGGUUACAUAUUGACCACAAGAUUUAACUGAUAGGUACUUAAUGGAACGAGACCUGAACGUUACUAUUGGAACUGCAUUGUCCAACUAUCAUUGUGCAUUUCAUUGUACAAUGUCCUAAUUUAUGAGAUGAUUGAAAAUUUUGCUUUUUCAAUGAAAUUUUGAGUAACAUGUUCCCUUAGUAAGAGCUUUUGUUAAUCGAACCCAUUUGACAUUGCUUACCUUGUCUCUUUCUGCUCUCAUAUUGGCAUUCUGAAUGGAAUAUAGGAGCUUAGAGCUUUCUUUUGAUAAUUACUGUAUGUACUUGACUUAUUGAUGUAUAUAUAUAAACCUUAUACAGUACAUUUAGUAUGAAAAAGUGUUUGGUUCUAGUAUUUGUUGGAUAUUUUUAUUUUUUUCAGAAUGAAGACAAUUUUUUUCCACUAUAUAAAUUUUGUUGAAAUUUUCAUUAGAUUUGGGAAGAUAUAAAUAUUUGUUUAUAUUAGCAUUGCAUUGAAAAAAAGCAAAUUUCAUUUACAGUAUUUGGGAAAAUGACAUUGGUCACGAACAACUUAUUGAAGUGAAAUAAGUAGCAAAAGUUAAGCUUUUUACUGGUCAUAAGAAAGUGCUGAUCAUAAUUAAAAUGUUCAUUAGGAAGAAAUGCCAAAAUUCCAUAAAGGUUCAUAAAGCCUUUUGUAUGCGUUUUGUUUAAGUUAAUGGGGGGAAGAUAAAUAACUAAUUGUAAUUUUCAAAGGUGUUCAUGGUCUCAAAAUGGCUAUAUAGUAUUGCAAAUUAAACACUAGUUUCCAUCCACAUUGGUAAAAAAAUAUUUAGAAGUCCAUUCCUUGUUAAAUCUUUCCUAUUCAGCUUUCCUCGUCUUAUGAUCACUCAUUUUCACUUAAAAUUAUAGGUUUGGGAUAAUAACAAAAAGUACAAAUUCUUCAAAAAUCACUGAGUAAUGCCCUCUUUUUGCGAGAAGUGUAAUGAAAAGUGUUGGUGCAGGAUGCGUGGGUCAAUGUGGGGUACGAUAUUGAGGCAUGGCCAUCCACGCCAUUGGUCAAGAAUUGGUUUCUCGGUUACAGGUUUGCUGGCAUCUUUCUUUGCCAAAUCCCUUAUCAGGAUUCCCUGUGGACAACCAAGGGAAUUACGAUUAGGUAUUUGCAAUAUUUACAAGGUGAUGAGCUGGUAUUUCUGCUAUGGGUGGCAAUUUGCCAUAUAAUGAUCAUUAUUUUUAAAAUUAAGAUUAAAAAAAUAUAAAAUUAUCCAUUUCUAUCUGUAAUGGUGAGCAACAGAAAUAAUCUGCCGAGCAAAUUUUGGGCCUCUGUAGUGUCUUGUGUAAUUCGGCCCUAGGCCAAUGACUGAUCUUCCUUGACACGCACCCCACAACAGUUGACUAAUUUCCAGGUACUGUACUGUACCUAUUUGUUGAUAAAUGAACAGAGGCAUUGGGUGCCAAAAAACUUUGAACAGACAUUGUGUUCCGCUUGGAAAUUGAAACCCAGCACCAAUUAGUUUUGAUCCGUUGACUCUAUAUGAUCAUUCACAUAAAGUUGUCUAGCGAAAGAUGACCGAGGUGUACAAUGCUCCAGAGAAAACCUCAGAUUGAGUGGUGGCAGUGGGUCAGAAUAAUACUGUAUGGGCUGAUAGUUUGGGUUAACAUUGAAUGAAGUUUUGCACAGAUGAUAAAAAUACAGCACAUACAUGUUUAUUUAAGAAUGUUUCUUGUUGAAAUGUUCCUUAUUAUAGUAAUUUAAAUAUUGACUUUUUAACUAUAAUAGCUCUUACAAAAUUGUAAAGAGGAAUUAUAACUUUUAGUAUAGUUCUAAUCAUAAUAUUUUGAUAACUAACAUUGAAAGAAAUAAUAGAUUUUUAAUUGAGGAGCACCAGCAACUUGCUUGAAAUUUUAGAAAAAGUGAGAGAGUACAAUUGUAUUAGUUCAAUACAGUAUAUAGUGCUGAAUGGGGGGGGGGGGUAGGGCUAGUCAUGAAUUUCUGAAAUGAUCUGAGCCUUCAUAUAAGACAUUAGUUUUUUAUAUAAAGAUGGCAAGAAUGAUUAACUUGACCCUGUACUUAUACUCCAAUGUUAUUCCUCAACGGAUGUUAUUUUAGAAGCUGUUAAUUUAGGUUUCUGCCUCAUUUUAUGUCAUUUCCUGUAUGCUACAAGUAGGUUGGUCAUUGGCCAAUGGGAAUCUUAUUAUUUUGGAUAUUAAUUUGCAUUUUUUAGUCAAAGUGAAUUAAGUUUCUACAGAAAAGAAAUCACAUUCCUUGAUGGAUUCUGCAUGUUUCACAAAGGAAGAAAUUAUUUUGAUGUGUAUUACUGGAUCAUGUUGGAAAUUUAGUCUUUUCUCUGCACCUGUAUACUGUAUAUGGAAUCAAGAGGCAAGUCAUAGGACAUGUUUAUAACUGAGAGGCAUGUUACAGAAAAUGAAUGCAUGCAUGGACACACACAUACGUCUGCCAUACACAUGUGCACACUUUCUCAACUUAGUAUUAAAUUCUUUAAUUUUCUAUCAUAUAUCAAAAGUCCAGAACAUGAUAAUUGCAGUGAAUGCCGUGGAUGCAAAGCUAAUUAUUUUACAAUUUUUAAAAACAAUUGGAAGUAAAAGUAUGAUUUACAUUUUGAGUAACAAAUCAUAGUUUUCUAUUUUGAUUUUAAUCUAAAUUGGUUUAAAUGAUUCCUUAAUAUACUUUAGCAAUUGUGAAUAUCUAUAUCAACAUAUAGCCAUUUUUCAGUAUUUUUUAAUUGUUUUUGUAAAGUUUUGAUUACUGAAGAGAGAGUAAUAUUGUCUCUAUACACUUGUUUGUAUAUGCAAACUGAAUUUCACACUAGUCAGUGUAAAGUAGCUCUUUUCAAAUUAAACGGUAAUGAGAGGAACCAAACCCUCAAACACGUAUCUCGGACAAAUGAGAAUGGCGUAGCAUGUUGGUAGAGUUUGGUUCUCAAAUUUAAGUUUUAAUUAGAAAAAAAAAAAACACACAUUAUGUGUAUGAUUACGUGUGUGUGAUUAUUAUUAUUAU
Messenger RNA from Procambarus clarkii (red swamp crayfish), 7868 nucleotides. Lineage: Eukaryota; Metazoa; Arthropoda; Malacostraca; Decapoda; Cambaridae. The record is from RefSeq and is a predicted model, not a curated record.